AUGCCCGAGAUAGCUGAAGUUGCGAGAAUCGUCCACUUCCUCCGCCUUCACCUUGUCGGCAAGACCAUUUCCAAGGUGACUGCCGUUGAAGAUGCCAUCGUCUUUGGCAAGGCCGGCACGAGCGGCCCUGAGAUAGAGACCUCACUGAAGGGAAAGAAGGUCAUAUCUGCAGGCAGCCAGGGGAAAUACUUUUGGAUCGCUUUUGACAAACCUCCGCAUGUUGUGAUGCACUUUGGGAUGACAGGCUGGAUCCAUAUCAAGGAUGAGAAAACGGCAUAUACAAAUUACUACAAUAAGCUGAAAAAAGGCGAGGGAGAGCAAUGGCCACCAAAGUUCUGGAAGUUCCAGCUGGAGACCAACUCGAAACCCCCCGUGAAGUUAGCCUUUACCGACCCUCGCCGCCUAGGGCGAGUUCGCCUAGUUGACUGCCCGGCCAGCGAGAUUCGGAAGAACUCGCCGCUCGUUGAGAACGGCCCAGAUCCGGUUGUCGACAAGGACAUCUUCACCGAAGAAUUUCUGCGGAAAAAGAUUAAAUCGCGCAAGGUGCCCAUCAAAGCCCUUCUCCUCGAUCAGAAGUUUAUCAGUGGAAUAGGGAAUUGGGUUGGCGACGAGGUUUUAUACCACGCACGCCUCCACCCCGAGCAGUACAGCGACGAGUUCGGCGAUGACCACAUCAAGAGGCUGUACGACUCGAUCAUUGAUGUUUGUCAAACUGCUUGCGACAAGCUUGGAGAUUCGGAACAGUUCCCAGAGCAUUGGCUUUUCAACCAUAGAUGGUCCAAGGGGAAGAAGGCAUCCACUUUGAAGCUACCUAAUGGUCACAAGCUGGCAUUCCUUACUGUUGGCGGCCGAACCAGUUGUUACGCGCCCAGCUUGCAGAAGAAAAUCGGAAGUACAGAUGUCAAAGUCGAGGAGGAAGAGGAGGAGGAGGAUGCGGAGACUGUCCCCGCCACGAAGGCCACAAAGAAGAGAACCAAGGUGACCACCGUCGAGACCGUCGAGAAUACCGGUUCUACACCUGCGAAGAAGCCGGCUAGAAAAUCCGUGGUCACCAAAGUUGAGAUAGAAGAAGAAGUAGAGACUAAAUCCAAGUCGAAGAGGACAAGGGUCUCUGUAUCGAAGGAGGAAGUCACUUCAUCUCCUGCACCGAAGAGGCAAAGGAAGUCCGCCGCGGCGACGACUAAAAGUGCUACUUCGGAAAAUGUCGAUGUCAAGGCUGAGGACUCUGGACGACGUCGGUCCGGCCGAUUAAGGAAAGUUUGA
Molecule: messenger RNA, 1263 nt
Organism: Scedosporium apiospermum
Lineage: Eukaryota; Fungi; Ascomycota; Sordariomycetes; Microascales; Microascaceae
Exons: 5
Coding region: 1-1263 (420 amino acids)
Biological process (GO): base-excision repair
Cellular component (GO): nucleus
Molecular function (GO): zinc ion binding; DNA-(apurinic or apyrimidinic site) endonuclease activity; damaged DNA binding
Source: RefSeq, a predicted model, not a curated record